AUGUCCAACGAUCCGUACAAGACCAACGAGCCCGCCGAGUCUCUGUGGAUUGAACAGACCUACAACGCUACGACUUAUAUUGGGGCUAUCGCAUACGGUGCACAACUGGUCAUUGCCUAUCUUGCCAUUUACCACAUUCUAUACGGGAAACGGCAGAAGUUCGCCUGGCAGUACAUAACUUAUAUCGCCCUCCUGGUUGUUUUGUCAACAGCCUACACCAUCGGUAACAUAAACGCAUGCGAAUUGACCUGGAUCGACGAACGCAACUACCCGGGCGGACCCCCCCAAUCGAUUAUCAUCACGUUUCUUGCCGACAUCUGUUUGCUUUGGCGAUGCUACGUCGUGUACCACAACAAAUGGAUCGUUGUUGUACUUCCCGCCCUGAUUCUUUUCUCAACAGCGACUAUGGGCAUUCUCUACCUCAUCGAAAUUGCUUCACCACGCAACAGUAGCAGCGGAAUUACCAUCAAGGCCCAUGUCGCUUACAGGUCGUUAUCAGUCACUUUCAAUAUUCUCGUCACGCUCAUGAUGGUCGCCCGACUUCUCUUGAUACGCAAGAAAAUUCGAGCUUCUUUGGGGCCGCAGUACGGACGGCUGUAUACCGGGUUGGCCGCGCUGAUGAUCGAAUCUGCCCUGCCGCAUACUAUCGUCUCGGUUUUACUCAUCGGUUUGUACUGUUCGAACCACAUAGCUUAUCUCUUGUUCGUUCCAUUGUUGACUAUGAUCGAGGCGGCGACCCCGCAACUCAUUAUUCUUCGUGUUGCCUCCGGCUAUGCCCUGUCAAGGGAGACUGUCGCUACCGCAGAUCGGCAACUCCCGGUGCAAAGGGAUUGUCGCGGCAGUAAUGCUCUGGAUACCGCGCUGGUACCUGGAGUCAGACAAUCGACACUCCCGGAGACGACACUGGUGGGUGUCUCCUCAGGAGAAGUGAAGAAAGCGUCUUAG
Messenger RNA from Desarmillaria tabescens, 945 nucleotides. RefSeq lists its product as uncharacterized. Lineage: Eukaryota; Fungi; Basidiomycota; Agaricomycetes; Agaricales; Physalacriaceae. The record is from RefSeq and is a predicted model, not a curated record. The transcript is spliced from 6 exons. Bases 1 to 945 code for a protein of 314 amino acids.